Molecule: messenger RNA, 3913 nt
Organism: Acanthaster planci (crown-of-thorns starfish)
Lineage: Eukaryota; Metazoa; Echinodermata; Asteroidea; Valvatida; Acanthasteridae
Product: short transient receptor potential channel 5-like
Biological process (GO): calcium ion transmembrane transport; regulation of cytosolic calcium ion concentration
Cellular component (GO): plasma membrane; cation channel complex
Molecular function (GO): protein binding; inositol 1,4,5 trisphosphate binding; store-operated calcium channel activity
Source: RefSeq, a predicted model, not a curated record
GGUAUUUCUGCGGAGUGGCGCGCGUUAUCGCGAAUUCAGUAGACCUACACACGUACACGUUUAGAAAUAGUUGAAGUGCAGAUGUGACUUAAAAGUGGGGAUAUUCUACGUGCACUUGGCCUGUCCAACGUGUCGUUGAUGUCAGCACGCUGACUUCCAUCGAUGAUAUCCACGGUAUUCAUGGAGUUCAUCAUUUCAGCAGUGCUACAUUUGUGACGACGAGGUCAUAGCCUGCAGAAGUAAGACAAGGAUGUUGUAUUAUUCGUGUUAUGGAUUAACCUGCAUAUACAUCUAGCCUGGUUAAUCAGUGUCUUGACUGCAUAUAUACCAAGCAUCAUUGUAACAACAUAAAACGUUCACUUACGAAAUAUUGUUCCGUAAACGCCUUACCUCCAGAGGUCCGUGUUCAAAAUGUCUCUUGAGGCCAAGUUUCUGGAUGCAGUGGAACAGAACCAGGUGGAAGAGGUUAAGCGGAUUUUGAGCACAUAUGGCGGCAUGAUCAACCUCCAGUGCAGGGACAGUGAAGGUCGAAAUCCGCUCAUGAUUGCUAUACAGGAGGGUUAUUUAGACGUGAUCCAUAUUCUAUUGGAGCAUGAUGUGUAUAUCGGCGACGCCUUACUGAUGGCUGUGGAGGUACAAUUCGCGGGGGCCGUUAAAGCCCUCUGUCGGUACUCGGAGUCCGAGAAAGUUAAGGAGAUUGGGAAGGAUUUCGUGAAUGGUUUUCCAUCCAGUGUGAAUUUCCCGCCUGGUUCGAAUCCACUGCAACUGGCGGCUAUCCUUAACGACUACACCAUCGUAAAGAUUCUGUUGGACUACGGCGCUCGCAUACCGAGCCUAAAGGCUGUCUUGGCCCGCAUCAAAAGCGAUAGCUUCGAAAGAGCCCUGGCUCAGCUACGCUGGUACCAGGCAAUCACAAGCCAAGCCUACCUGCUGUUGGCUAGUGAGGACCCGAUGGAUGCAGCUUUCUGGCUCGCUAAUCAGCUCCGUACCCUGUCCAAUACUGUGACCCAGCUGAAGGAAGAGUACGAAGAGUUGUCAGCCAACCUGGAGCAGUUUGUGACACGUCUCCUGGGCUUCGCUCGUAAUCUCGACGAGAUUGAGGCCGUAUUAGGAGCGCAGCGAUUUGUGGCCGAUCCAAACACGGAAAUCUUCGCCACGCGCCAUGCACUGCCCGUCAGACUACAAGAAGCUAUCAAGUUCGAUUUCAAACGGUUUGUCGCUCACUCAACAUGCCAGGACUACAUGUUGUCCCGUUGGUACAGCGGCUCGGAUGAAACAUGGCGGAAAAUGACCUCCGUUAGAAUGGCCAGCAUGUCCAGCCUCAUCAUGGUCGCGUGGCCUUUCCUCUGUCUCUUUUACAUCUUCACUCCUUGGGGCAAAAUGUCGAAUUUCAUCCGCACGCCUUACGUUCGAUUCUUGCUGCACGCCGGAUCCCGUCUCACCUUCCUGGUACUGCUCCUUUUUACAUCGGUGACCGGACACCAUCUGGAAGUCAUCAAGAGCUCGGUAGACGGAUCGACAGUAAUGUCGUACCGUGUACAUGACGAAUGGCAGUUGAACCAGGCUGUGCCUUGGAUUAUCUUCUUUUGGAUUAUCGGGAUGACGUGGAGAGAGAUGAAAGGAGUAUGGCGGCGUGGAAUUCGCCUUUAUGUAAAAAACGGCUGGAACAUGGUUCAUACCGUGCAGUUGAUGUUCUACUGGAUUUACAUUGCCCUCAGCGUUGUGUCGUACAUAAAGGUGGACUACACUUUCCACGUGUUAGAGUCAGACGGAGGCAAAGAACAACGUAGAAUUCAACGCUGUGAAACUCUGAACCAGCUGUUUCCAGGGGAUAGUGUACCAGCAAGAUGUAUCAACAACUCCACGACAGGCGGAAGUCCCUCCGGAUCCGGACCUCCUAAGGUGAUAUUGUCCCCACACGACCCGCUGUUCAUCGCAGAAGCUGCCUUUGCCAUCGCUAACGUGUUAACCCAGCUGGGUCUGCUUAACGCUAUGGUAGCCAUGAGCUUCGUCGGACCACUCCACAUUUCCAUGGGCGGCAUGGCCCGAGACAUCGGCAGGUUCUUGCUGCUUUUCAGCAUCGUGGGGCUGGCCUUCUCGCUGGGAAUGACCCAGAUCUUCCGAACUUACGAGAUGGUCAGGCAAGAAACGUGCGAGGGAGAGUGUGAGGAUCAUGCCUUCGGAAGCUUGUGGAACUCGAUUGAGACUUUAUUCUGGUCUCUUUUUGACUUGAUGAAUCUCGACAACCUAAAAAUGAACGCCGACUUAGGAUUUUCUCAGGUCGUGGGUACCAUCCUGUACGCUGCUUACUCUUUGGUGGGCGUGGUCGUACUUUUGAACGCCCUUAUCGCUAUGAUGAGCAACACAUACACCCGUGUUGAGGAAAAUUCCGACGUGGAAUGGAAGGUUGCCCGGACACGGUUGAUGACGGAGUAUCUCUCAGAGAGCGCCACUAUACCACCACCUCUCAACAUCAUCCCGUCUAUGAGAAGCGUUCUCAGACUGAUCCAACGCUUGGCGCAUUUCAACAGGGGCUCACGUCCAAAACAUCAGAGGAAAGAAGCUUUGAGGAACUUUCAGCAUGAUGGCUAUCAGAACAUUGUGAGGAAACUGGUACAGCGAUAUCUGUGGCAGGAGAAGAUGAUGCGAGUUCGUGUCAAGCGUAAGGACAAAGUGCACGCGGAGCUGCUUCUCCUUAAAGAUGCUGUAGAGAUGGUUAGCUCCCGUACGUCUGUCUACAAGAAGCGUCGGCUGCAGAACACGAUCAGCGCUGGUAUGUCGGCCGAUCCUUACUUGAAACGGUUCUACAGGCAGAUAUCCGGUGAUAACAUUCGGAAGAGCGUGUCCUUCGAGGAACUAGAAACUUACUUGUAGAGGCUUCCUCUCUGCACGGCUCCGCUGCACACACUGCGAUGCAUUCAACGGUUGGACUCACUGACAAUAUAGACAUCUUGUCUAGUUCGUGCAGGAACAAACGAAGGCGCUGUUUCACACUUGAGGUUGCUUGAGGGCGCUUUCGUCAUGACGCUCACCUUUCAACUGUUGAAAACGAAGGAGAAUUGAAACAGAGACUUAAAUUUAAAAAAUCGACAAGACUGCUGAAUAUUUAUUAAUUAUUGUUACAUUCAAAUUGUGAAUAUGAUGUAAAAUACUGACUACAAUUUAAUGGAGCUUAAUCUUACGUUAAGACUUGGAAACUGCUUUACAAUUUCAUCCGAACUUGAAUCUUUUUCGACACAUUUUUUCGAGAAAUUAGUAUUUCAUUCUCCCUAAUUUUAAAUUUUAUGUCUGAUUUUGAAAGUUAAUGGCAAGCUUUUUAUAAAAAUGUAAUUAUAUACACAUAUACAUGGUGGUGUUCAACUGCAAAACUUAACGUUCUUUUCAGUUAGUUUUAGGAGUACUGGUAUAUCCGAUGGUAAGACAUUUUUGGUUAAAUUAACGUGUUAAUGUUUAACAACUAGUUAAAUAACCCAUUAUACUAUCGCCAGCAAGUAUGUUUAUUAUUCUUGCGAUGGUUGUGAAUAUAAUGUGCAUUUAUGACCGUCGAAGAGCUGUGCGCACAGUAAACAAUUAGUAGGCCCUACUUGUUCAGUCGGCAACUAAACCGAUCAAAUUGGCUUGGAAGAUAAUGUGCUCCUCAUGAGGGCGUGACAAGACACAAUUUUAACUGAAAAGGGCAGUGCAUGUUUUGUUUCCUUCGUAAAUAUGCAUUCGAAUGAAACGUGUACGAAAGACAUCUGUUAUUGUUUGAUCUUAUGGUGUUAUUUAUUUCCAUGAAAAGGGAUUUGGGAAUAAAAAUCUGAAGUUGAAGAUGACGAUGUUAAAUUUUUCUAGCUAAGCUUCAGAAAGGGUCAUUGUAAAUUCUCUUUUUUAUCAUUGCCAGUAAAAUUCAACUUUAAAAUGUCCAUCAAAA